AUGGAUGAAGAUAGUGAUCUGGGGUUAGAUAUUACUUCUAUUAUUUCCGACUCAGAAGGAGGAACUGAUGACUUGGAUGUACUGUACGUAGAAGAUCGACCAUUAUGGGGUAAUAAUGAAUUGCUUAACACCGAUCAACCAGAGGAUGGAUCUGAAACUCAGAUAAAUGAUAAUACUGUUUUAAUAAACGUGUCGACACAAAUUGAUGGCGGUUGGGAUGAGCAGCAAGCAAGAUCAGAACAUAAAAGGGCUGAGCCAGAGGGCGUAAUUACAGACAUUGACAAUCGUGACAUAGAUGCAACUGUAUCAAUUUCAGAUUUAUCACUAGAUGGACAUAAUUCUCUAACUGCUUUAAAUGAUUCAAGACGUUCGCUUAGGAAAAGAAAAGCAAUUCAGAAAAAUCCAUAUAGUCUUGAUCGUAUUAAGCAUAGGCAACUACUCGCAGGCUAUGAUGUCUCAGCUUUUGAUAAUAUAGAGGAGCUGUCUAUUCCAAAGAAAGGAAUAGAAGCAACGCCAGAAGAGAGGAUGAUUGAAAAUGGGGACCUUGAUAAUUUAAGUGCGGAUGAAGAAUAUUUAUCGAAUGAUGGAGUACAGAAUGAUUCCGAUGUUGAAAGAUACCAAGACUAUGAAAUUUUAUCGCAAGAGGAUAAAGAAAUUGAAGAGCCUUACCUCCCCCAUACUGUACCAGGACACAAUGGUUAUCAAUCAGAUACAAUUGAUAAUACUGGUGUUUCUGACCUUAUAGCGGAUACCGAAGAAGUUACAUAUAGAGGUAGGCCGAUUAACUUGAAAACUGGCUAUCGAGGUAUUCUCCCUCGAGUGGCGUGGGAAAAGGAAAUUGUAACGCAAUCAAAGGCUAAGGAUAGACGAAAAAUAAGUUCGAAACAAGGUUCUAUCGCACAUAAAUGGGUUGCUAGGAGGAAAAAGAUCCACGCACCGUCAAACAAUCAAGAAGACCUUCUUUUAAAUGAAAUGAUUGUAUCAGAUUCAGAUAUAUCAGAUGGAGGGAUAACUUCUCACUACUUGGAAGGAACGUUCUCACAAAAUAAUGGAGAAGAGAAAGCUCUUGAGGAACUUAAUGCAUACUACGAGGAAAAAUAUAGCACUAACUAUCCAGUUAAUGGUUAUCUACAGUUGCAAGAUUCUGUUAACUCAGAGAAUGAUCUGACUUCCUUAAAGGAUUUAGCUAUUGACUCCCCGUUAAAUGGACCGAGAAAUAUUAGCAUGAGAGAGCCUAUAUUGGUAACAUCUCAAGACUCUGAUACCGGUCUAGACAUAUAUAAUAGUUCUGAGGAUGGAAACAACUAUGAAGCUGGGAUAGCCGAGGAAAAUAAUAGGGGAACAAUUGAUGCAAUGCUCACAAAAAAGAGAUCUGAGAGUUCCAUACCUGCUAAGCGGAUCAAACAGAAAGAUAAGAACAUUAAUCUUAAAAGAAACAGUAAGGCUAGUAAUAGUAAAAGAAGGGUAACAUAUCGCAGAAGACGUCCUAUUACAGUAGUAAAACGCUCCAUCCGAAGGUCUGACAAUUCUCGAAAAAGGGCUUCAUCUAAUUUGAAACAUAUUACCACCACCGAUAGGCAACAAAGAGAAGCCAGUUAUCUACUGGAAAAACUAGAUUUGGAAUUGACCAACUUUGAUGUUGGCGGAGAAAACUUUGCUGUUUCUGAAGGGAAUAAGGAGAAGAAGAAGAAGAAAAGGAAGGUUCUGCGAAACAACUCAAGUACUCUGCGAGGGAACCCUGUGUUCUCCACUAUUAUUGAGGCAGUUGGCUCACGUUACGGCCUACUCAAGGGCAGUGCAUCUAAAAGGCAUAUUACAGAUAACUACUCCGAAAAUAUUAAUGGAUCAAUUAUGCAUGAAACUCCUCGUCUACUUAGUCUUCCUGACAUACUAUUAUCCGGCAAAACAUUUGACCCUCCUUCUGUUGUCAAAAUUAUUUUGACUGAUAAGUCAUAUACUUUAUCUAAACUAGGAUCAAGUAAUAUAAUAUAUAUGCUGAAUGAAAUGUUCGGGUAUAUUAUAACGCAUGGUGUUAUAGAUGCGGAGUUGGUCCAUAUUUCCGAAGAAUUAACAAAAUUUAUGCUUCUUGUUAAUAAUAGUGGGCUGCUUGAAGUCGUCGAAAAGUUCCACCACGAUUUCAGAUCGAAAGUCCAUAUAUUAAAAGAAAAGGCGAAGCCGAUUCAUUUCUUCCAACUUGCUGCAUGCCAACUAAUGUUAUACGAAGUUUCUCAAUAUACUACUACUUCACUUCGAUUGAAAGAUGAAAUUGAACAUAGAAUACUAGAUAACAUAGUAGUUUUCUUCAAGUUGCUGGCAAUUUGCAAAGGAAUACUUUCUGGUAAUGAUUUAACAUAUUUAUUUGAAAGUUACCAUAUAUUAGUCACUAUCGUACAGUUGCUUGAUCGAAAACAGCACCUUUGGGAGGCUUUGGAAAAACAGUCCUAUUCCAGUCAAAUUGCGUUGAUAAUACUCAAUCUAUUUCCAACGAGAAAAACAAUAUGGAGUCUCCUCAGAAUAGAGCCUUCAUUUAUAUCCCUGGUUUACACGUUCAAAUUUAUAGGGUAUAGUACCUCGCAAUGCAAUUGGAUAGUAGAUAAGGAUCUUAUCAUAAAUCUCGAUCGUGCUUUCAAGAAGGGAAGGUUUAUUGACUUCGAAGAAGAGAUGGAACUAUCUAAGAAGAGUCAAGUUUUGAUGUCGUCGGAGAGUGAUAUAUAUAUCCCAACUGUUUUCAACUUGUAUUUGGACCUCUUGAGAAUAGUUGAGAUUACACCUGCCACUGCUGAGCGCAUCACCCCCUUAGCAGAUAUUUCCUCAAAUGAUCCUAUAUCUGUGUUAAUUAACAGAACAAAUCUUUUGAUUAUAUUAACACGUAAAUGUAAUGUUAAUGCAAGUAAAAAACGGUUUUAUGAGUUACUUAGACCUCUUCUAAAAGAAGAUUAUCUUUCGAAUAAAGAUGUUAAUGAUUCAAACAGGGUCUGUGAUUCAAUAUUGAAUGGAACCAUUUCUUUGUUGAAGAAUAGUAACGCUAAGGGUACGAUAUUGAAACCCAAAUGGGUUAAAAACAUAUACCAAUUAUUUUUUACUGACGGCAAUAAUAACCACAGAAAUAAUAGAUUACAAAAAUGGUACUCCUUCUUACAGCAACUUAAUAAUACCCAGCCAAAAAGUAACUUAGUCUUUACUUUAAAGUUACUUUAUCCAUCUCUUUCCUUCAUGAUAGCGGAAAAAUCACCUCAUAUGGCAAUCAUUGACUAUUUCUUCAAGAUGUAUUUAAGUUCAUUAAAGCUAUUAGGAUCUACUUGGAUUAAUAAAAACCUUUUCCCUUUAGUAAAAGACACUAUUCCUAUGAAUAUUUAUUGGAUAGAUUAUUAUUGUAUUAUAGGGGAACAUUUAAUAAAAGAAAAUAUCUAUACUUGGUGGACAUUUCAAGCUUAUAAUGGAUUUCAAGAUAAUCUUCCCAGACAAUUUUAUUUUUAUUCUAAAAUUACCGAAAUGUGUGAUAUGAACUCAUUCGGAUCAUUGAAGGAAUCGAUGUUUACUCUAGCUACUACACAUUUAUUGGAUGUACCACCUGCUAACAAUUUUUUAUUAUUUCUCUUUCAGCUUUUGAAGAAGGAAGAAGGUAUGGUUAUGCCUACAAUAGAUACCAAAAGUACUGAACGUAUAAAUUUAAAGAUUUUAAAAUGUUUUGUUAAGUGUUUACAUAGGAAUUCAUAUUUUGACCUCCUCAACAAUUUGAUAGCAAAGGUAAAAGAAGAAUACCUUUCAAAGAAUCUUAGUAGUGAAUAUACUAAUAAUUUCGUGAACUUCAUAAAUUCAAAUUUUGUUGAUGAGAUCAAAGAUAGUGAAUCAUUUAGACGUUUGAAAUUGAUCUUUGGUAUCUCCAAUAUUGAGUUGGAAAAGAGUGAAUUUAAAGCAAAACUGAAAGGGGUUUCCAAUGACAAUUUAAGAGCAGUUUAUUUGAUAAAAAUGUUGUUAAAAAUAUACUCCUCAGGUGAAUCAUCUAGUCUGGAGGAUUAUAUUGAUAAAAUAAAGUCUUUAUUUUCUUCGAACGUUUUAGACGCCACGCCAUUAGACUUUUUUGUUUCCCUUUUAGAAGCACAUUUUCCGCUAGGUACACAAGGCUGUCAUCGUAAUCAACUCAAAGCAUAUAGUUUUCAUCUAUUCGUAAGGGUAUUAAAUGAAAAACUUGUCGAAAGUUAUUACCAAGUGACUCGUUCUGAAUAUUGUCUUCUGUACCAACUAUUUGAGUGUAUAUGCAAAAACUGGAUAAAUUUCGAGUCCGAGCAUGCAUUAGAAUGUCUUGAAGGUAAUCAUGAUGUUAAUGAUUUGUUGGUGGCAAUUUUUCGUAUUAGUUCUGGUUUCAGAGAAUCUUCCCAUUUAGUGCGCAUGAUCGACGAUCGGUUUCCCAAUAGCGAUGUUGAUCCUGAGGAAUAUGCUUCUGAAGGAUCCCCUCUAUGCAGCUUAAAACUGUCAAGUUUAUCGAAGGAAAUCGAUGGUUUAAUUAGGGAUAAUUCUGGUAACCUGGAUGAUUCGAUUUUGAUGAAAUUCAAGGAUUCAGCUUCGUCGUCUGUCCAACGAGAGUCCAUACAAGGUAUUGUAUUAGAGUAUAAAAAACGAUACGGGAGGCCAAAGGAAUAA
Messenger RNA from Naumovozyma dairenensis CBS 421, 4641 nucleotides. It is a transcript of the gene MMS22, whose product is annotated as Mms22p. The coding region runs from base 1 to 4641 and encodes 1546 amino acids. The record is from RefSeq and is a predicted model, not a curated record. Gene Ontology annotation, cellular component: nucleus; Cul8-RING ubiquitin ligase complex. The transcript has a single exon. Gene Ontology annotation, biological process: replication fork processing; double-strand break repair via homologous recombination. NCBI's taxonomy places the organism in Eukaryota, Fungi, Ascomycota, Saccharomycetes, Saccharomycetales, Saccharomycetaceae.